UCGAGUCAACCGAUGUACCCGUUACUCAGUAACGAACACAUGCGGUUUGCUCCAGCUCUAGUCUUGAGGAUAAUGAUGUAUGUUAAUGGCGAAUGUUAAGAACUGAAAGUUUUGAUUUAGUUUGUAACUUGUUUACCGUCGUUUUGAAAUUUUUAAAACUAAGAGAGCACAGUUUUUAUUGUUAAUAAAAGACUGUGGAAUUUUUACUGUUAUAGUUUUGAAGUGUGGGUAGGUAAUAAAAUGAUUCGUUUACUUAAUAUGCCAGACGAUGUACUCGAGAAAAUACUGUCAUAUGUUACAUAUGAUGAAGUCAGUCGGUGUAGAUUGGUAUGUCGAAGAUUCAAUUCUGUAUCACAAAGAGUUUUAAACCGUGGUUUCCAUAAAGCUGAGAGAUAUCAUGCUCAGUGUUUGCGAAAGGUUAAAACUCAGCUGCCACGAAGAGAGUCAGAAAGACGAAAACAUGCUUUGGCAAGACAUUCUGAUAUUUUGACAGCUGUUGAAACACGUUUGUCUCUGCUUAGAAUGACUUUUAUGAAGUUUGUGGACUUGAAUUUGUGUUGCUUUAUACCAGGAAAGGUUUUAGAUGAAAUUUAUAGAGUUCUGAGAUAUAUUACUUCAGAAUCAAACCCUAUACGUGCUCAUGAAGUUUUACAAGAACUGAGAGAUUUAUCCUCAAUGGCCAUGGAAUAUUUUGAUGAAAAAAUUGCUCCAUCUUUGAAGAACAAGGAGUGUAGCCCGAAAAUAGUUGCUGGGGUCAACAUGAUUGCAGCUUCUUGUCAUGAUCCUAAACCAUGUUGCAGUUAUCAUUCAUCAAGAGACAUUAAAAUUGACAAACUGUAUCGUUUCGUUAAACAUAUGGCUGUUAGGCAGAGUUCUUCAUUUAAAGAGAUCCGCUUCCUAAAGCAAAAGAUUAAGGAUUUAAGUAGAAAAAUUACAGAUUUUGAAAAAAUAAUAAUAGAACAGCAGAACGUCCUUGCUCUGCAAGCAGAGAGAAUGAAUGAACGAGAUCUGAGAAUAGAAUUUUUGGAAAGAUGUGCAAUGAUAGAAGAAAGGAGGAGGAAUAAUGGGUUGGAAGUACGUCUUAAUCCACUUCCAGUACAUGCUGAUGCACCUGAAGUACAUGCUAAUCCGCCAGAAGUAGUUGCUAAUCCACCAGAAGUAGUUGUUAAUCCACUGGAAGUAGUACAGGCUAAUCCACCAGAAGAACACUCUAAUCCAUCACCACCAGAAGUAGAUGCAAAUUUGCCAGAAGUACUUCUUAAUCAAUCUAGAUCUCAGAAACGUAAAUUAAGACCAAGACUGAGCCCGGAAAAUAAUAGUGGAACUUUAAAGAAAGUGAAAAAAUAAAUUUCUAUGAUGCUUUUAAUGAUUUAAAUAAGUCUCAUUGUAAAUGUGUUCAUUCAAAAGUAUGAUUUAAAGCAAUAGAAAGGAAAAUAAGCAGCAGUUUUGGAACAUUUGUUUUAUGAAAUUUAAGAUAAAAAUUUUAAACUUUUUUGAAAGAAACAUCUGCUUAAAAUUGUACUUUGUAUUUUCUUUGCAUUUAUGAAAAUUUAUUUCAUAUUUGAUUAAUGUGAAUUUGCAUAAGUGUUUAACUUUGUCAAGUUAUCUGGAAAAUUUUUUGUUAUCAUCAGUAUCAGUAGUUAAUGUUUUUGGAAUGAAAUGUAUUUAAACAUAUAAAAAAAUUGGGUUUACUAGAAGGAAUUACAUUUUUUGUAAUUUAGGAUUUUAUAUUAUUCAUUGCAGUGAAUUUAAUCAUUUAGUAGAAUUCCAAAUAUCUAUCACUGCUGAUCUGUAUAUUUGAAAAAUCUGGAUUCCUUCUCUCCAGUAUACUUAUUUACUGUAAUAAAAUGUAAGUUUUAGUUUUUA
This is a messenger RNA of Stegodyphus dumicola, 1866 nucleotides long. RefSeq names its product F-box protein pallbearer (gene pall). NCBI's taxonomy places the organism in Eukaryota, Metazoa, Arthropoda, Arachnida, Araneae, Eresidae. Gene Ontology annotation, molecular function: protein binding. The record is from RefSeq and is a predicted model, not a curated record. Gene Ontology annotation, biological process: protein polyubiquitination.